UCUGGUCAACACUCCGAAGCAAAAGGUGGCGGUAAUGCGCCUAAUAACGCUCGAUGGCAGCAACCCUUAAAACCAAAUAGAAGAAGAAGAACCCGGAAGUAGUUGGACAUGGACACCAGGGUUGUUUUGAAGCAUUUUUCUUCCACUAUAACUUAAUGUCUAGCUUGCUGCCUCCUGGUUGAACUUGUCAAAAUGGAGGAAGAGGAGCAGCUGCGGUCUGUCAUGUUCCUGAUGACAUACAUGCUGCUGAAGCGCAGGAGAGACAUAAACAACGCCCACAUUCAGAGGCGCAGUGAGAUUCAAAGACGCAUCCGACAUCGGCAGUACUUCUUCCAAAGGCAGAGGAGGAUGCUGAUGAUGAUGAUAGCAGGAGGCACCCACUCCAACGUCCGCAUCCGCACACGUCCCUGGACCACAACUCCAAGCACCGAUUGGUGGGAGCGGGUGGUGAUGACAGAAUUCCAGCCCUCUGAUUGGCUGGAUAAGUUCCGGAUGAGCCGGGAGACGUUCUUCUACCUCUGUGACAAGCUGCGGCCACGUCUGGCUCGCCAGGACACCAGCUUCCGCCUGGCGCUGCCGGUGGAGAAACGUGUAGCUGUGGCUCUGUGGCGUCUAGCAUCGAACAUCGAGUACCGCACCAUCAGCACCCUCUUUGGUGUGGGGAAGUCCACUGUGUGCAGGUGUGUUAGAGACAUGUGUCAUGCCAUCGUGGCGCUCCUCAGCGCUGUCUACCUGCGGCCCCCCAAUGAGCAGGAGCUGGAGGAUUCAGCCCAGCUAUUCUUGUCCCACUGGGGCUUCCCUCACUGCGCCGCUGCUAUAGUAACGCUCCACACGGCUAUCAUCACCCCAUCAAGCAACGCGUCCGACUAUGCCAACCCUGCUGGCUGGCUCUCAGUGCUGUCUCAGGUGGCUGUUAGUGGGCGGGGGCAAUUCUGGGAUGUAUGUGCCAGUUUCCCAGGAGGGACGGACCCAGCUGACAUCUUACAGAACUCAUCCCUGUGGGCCACAGCUGCGGAAGGUGGACUGUCACCUGCCCCACCACCUAUCUUCAUGGGAAAACCACUUGGGUAUGUGCUGCUCGGGGAGGCCUGCUACCCGCUCCAGAGCUGGCUGAUGAAGGCCUAUCCUGAAGAGAAAGGCAGAAGGGCAAGUCACGCAGCGCUGACGGAGCCACAGCGCCUUUUUAAUCGGCGGCUCGCCAGAGCGCUUCGUGUGUCCGAGGAGGCGCUGCUGAGGCUGAGGGCACGCUGGCAGUGCCUGAGCAAAAGGAAUGACUGUGGGCUGGAUGUGGUACCCACGAUGAUCCUGGCCUGCUGCAUUCUGCACAACAUGUGCGAGUCUCACGGGGACACCUUCAAGGCAGAGUGGCAGGUGGAGGUAGCCGAGGCAGAGAGCCCUCAACCCAGCCACAAGCCGCUCAUCUCAACCAACAUGGACCAAAGUCAUGCUGAGGAGAUCCGACGCCUCUUCUGUGACUACUUUGAGCAGCAGAGUAAUUGAGAAUGGUUCUUAAACAUGAGGACUAAUGUUACUGAAAUUCUUGUAAACAUUUGUACUUGUACUAUUAUAUUUUAGCCCCACAAGUAGCAUGGCUGUCCCUUUGGGAUGGCAACAUAACUCUGUCGUUCAGUUAUUCCAGUAUUAACCAGUAUCUUAAUGCUAACUGUAGUCAUGGCAAUGUUAACAUUAAAUAUCAAGGCAUAUGUAAGCCUAAAUGCACCUAAAAUUGAAAAUGUAAAGCUUAGACUAAUCAAAAAUAGAGAAAAAUACACCACUCACCCAGUAUCAGAUUAGCUGAGGUGCUGGAGCUAAAAAAUAUCAAACUGAAUGAAAAAAAAAAGCAUUUGCACCCUCAAAUCUGUGCAAGAAUCUUUUUAAUUUGCGAGACCUUCUUCAAGGCAUGAACAGGUAUCAAGUGAACACAGCAGUAUGAAGGGCUGAGCUCUCGCUGGCAUAACCUCCUGUUAACAUCACCCCCUCUAUGAAGAGCAAUCUGCUCUAUGCCCUGGAACCUAAGGGAGGAAAUGGGGUGUGAAUGGUUAUUAAAGUGACACGCUAAGGGACAGUUCAUAUCUUUGCGUCUUAUGGAACUUUUGUGUUCAGUUGGCACAGGGGUAAUUUCCCUGUUUAAGAAGAGCCAGAACAGUCCAUUUAUGAAUUAGGCAAUAUGUUGGCUCUAACCAAUUUAUAAUGCAGGUUAGGUCCUCUUUUAUAAACAAGUAGGUACUGUAAAAUUUGUGUAUUCAAUGUGCUUAGUGUUUCUUGGCUGUCUCUAUAGACACUGCUGCAUUCACUUGCUACCUGUUUAUGCCUUGAGGAGGAUAUCUGACUGAAAGCUUAGGCUAAUAAAGAUAGGCCAUAUCUGACCAUGUAGACCUCUGCCUGUUAGGCUGAGUGAGAUGUACUAAAAUCAUAAUACAUCAAUAGAAAAACACAUCUGAUUUAGGGGGGACUAUGUCAGUACUCUGCUGCCACCAUCUGGUCAAAUGUUACAUGUUUUACCCCACUUGUGGUAAGAAUUAAAGAGUAGCUAUAUUGCCCUUUUCCCAAUUUUGUAUUCAUCAAACAAUUUUGUUUUCAAUUAUGUAAUAACAGGCUGCUUUUUCUAUUUAUCAUGACCCUGUGCUUGUUUUUUUGUACAUUAUUUGUGUAAUGCACCACGUCAUAAAGCUCCAAGUUUUAUUUAAAGUAAGAUUGGUGUGCAUGGUUUUCUUUUAUUGAUGAUUUUUAUUACCUAGUUCUUGAGCUUGUAUUAGUUUCUGCAUGCAACUGUAGUCUAAGAGUAUGACCACAAGAUGUCACUGGUAUCACAGUCCAAGUGCGGCCACAGACCUCGUUUAUCAUUCCUCUUGGUCUGACGCUUCAUGCAUUAUACUGCAGGUUAUUGAUGGAGUGAUGGAGAGUGCUCAUUUCAACCUAUUCUGCCUUGAUGGACAGUUGAUAUUGUUGAAAGAUCUU
Thunnus maccoyii (southern bluefin tuna) is the source of this 2958-nucleotide messenger RNA. RefSeq names its product protein ALP1-like. The transcript has 4 exons. The record is from RefSeq and is a predicted model, not a curated record. NCBI's taxonomy places the organism in Eukaryota, Metazoa, Chordata, Actinopteri, Scombriformes, Scombridae. Bases 193 to 1500 code for a protein of 435 amino acids.